AAUUUGAGCCAGUGUCAUCACAGGUCACUGACCUCUUAUAUUACUGUAGUAUCAACAUCGCAGUCAAUAAGAUCCCACAUUACCAGUGCGUAUACCACAUAUUGAACAGACACAAUACCUUUAUCCAGCUGAUUUUGUUCUCUUGCACCAUAGUGUCAUGUCUGUGACAGCCUGCACUGUUUUAACAUUAGACUAACAAAUAAGGUUAACAAUGUUAAUAGGGAGGUCCAUUGUAAUGGCUCUGAGCCCAUUUGCUAUGUUUAUCAGUGCUCGUCAUUGAUCUUUCUGUCAGUUGCUCUUGGCUAUAGCAAGACAUUGAUUAGUUUCCAGUAUUGAUGAAUGUUGCGUAGCAACAUGCAAGCUGCAGGUCAGUCAUUUGCCCUGUGCCAGAGUGGAGAGUUAAACAGCAGCAUCUACAUCUACACACUUGAAAACAAGAAGUUUAUUUGGUUUCUCUAAAUAUGAACUGUGAAAGAAGAGAGUGAAUGUUUCAAACACGCUUGUCUGAAAAGUGCUCCGAAGGAGGGAUUGUGGAGUCCUGGCUGCCUAAUGGUCAAAGCAAAGGAGGAGCUGACAUUCGGAUUUCAAAUCAGGUACAGUACGUUGUGUUUAUGACCUACAACUGAUGAACUGGUCAACUGGUGAGAGCAUAUUUUAUUGCAAUGUAACUGCUGCCUUCUCUGUGCCAUAACCCUUUGUGAGUCAAGUACUGAGACUAUGCAGUAUUUGAGGGUGGGAUACAGCUAUGUAGAUGGGCAUUCUGGGAAAUCAGAGCAGUGGAAUUUGUCAAGGGGGGGUCAGAGUAUUAAACAUCACUGAGUAGCGCAUUUGUUUUGAGAUUUUUUCCAGGCAAAUUUAGAAGAAAAAAUACGAAGAUGAAUUCUUAGUACAAAUCCAACAUUGCCAGAAAACAUAAGCACAGUAUGGUAAUUAACAGUGCUAUGUAAUACUGUAAUCAUAAUAAUUGUAUUAGUGAGCCAAGUUUUUUUCUGGAAAGUCCACGAACACAAACACAAUAUGAGAAAAACUGUAAAAACAAUGAUUGCUUUGGUGUUUUUGGCCCAAAUAUGAAUAAAAACCAGUUUUUCCAAUCAGGCCGGCAGAGCUCCAUACCUGACUCAGACUUCAUGAAAAGUAGGGGGCUGGCCAGCAGAGGCCCCGAAUACCGCUCACCUCCAACUCCCAGGAUGGAGCUGCUUACCCCCUCCAAGGUGAAGGAUCGCUCUCAGAAUGUCACAGAGAAGGUCACACAGUGCUGAGAGUCACUAAUGACAGGAUGAUCAAGGAUUCGUUGGACCUACAAGGUCGCAAAACCAGAGCAUGCAGCCUCCCCCAAGAAGUUGGUCAAAACAGUAUGUCUUCUAGAAAGGUACUUUCUUUGGAGUCUGAUGUACUGCCUGAAUACAAACUCCAGGUGCCAGAAACAACAUGGUGGAUCUUGCUUCACUACAGCCCCUUCAAGGCGUCUUGGGACUGGAUAAUUCUGCUGCUGGUCCUCUACACAGCUGUUUUCACGCCAUACUCAGCUGCCUUCCUCUUGGAUGAGCAUAGGGAUUUACAUCAAAGGAGCUGUGGCUACACAUGCAACCCUCUGAAUGUGGUGGACCUCAUGGUGGAUGUGCUGUUUAUUGUGGAUAUAGUCAUCAACCUUCGCACAACAUACGUGGACCAGAACGAUGAGGUGGUCACACAGCCAAGCCGGAUAGCCAAGCACUAUAUCAAAGGCUGGUUCCCUAUCGAUCUGUUCGCAGCGAUCCCUUUUGACCUUCUCAUUUUCAGAUCUGGCUCGGAUGAGAUGGCAACCUUAACAAGUCUGCUGAAAACAGCUCGGCUGCUGCGAUUGGUCCGCGUGGCAAGAAAACUUGACCGGUAUUCUGAAUAUGGAGCUGCUGUUCUCUUCUUACUCAUGUGCACCUUUGUGCUCAUCGCCCAUUGGCUAGCCUGCAUUUGGUAUGCCAUUGGUUUUGUGGAGAGGCCCUACACGGAGACUGGUUGGCUGGACAACCUAGCUGAACAACUAGGAAAGGCAUAUAAUGACAGUGACUCCACCUCCGGUCCAUCGGUCAAAGACAAGUAUGUCACUGCUCUGUAUUUUACCUUGAGCAGUUUGACAAGUGUGGGGUUCGGUAACGUUUCCCCAAAUACCAACUCUGAGAAGAUCUUCUCCAUCUGCGUCAUGGUCAUUGGCUCUCUCAUGUAUGCCAGCAUAUUUGGGAAUGUGUCAGCCAUCAUCCAGAGGCUGUAUUCAGGUACAACUCGCUACCAUACUCAGAUGCUGCGAGUUAAAGAGUUCAUCCGCUUUCACCAAAUCCCCUGUGGCCUUCGACAAAGGCUAGAGGACUACUUUCAGCAUGCCUGGUCCUACACAAAUGGUAUUGACAUGAAUGCUGUGCUGAAGGGGUUUCCAGAGUCUUUACAAGCAGACAUCUGUUUGCACUUGAACCGAUCUCUGCUAAAAAACUGUAAGGCCUUCCGCGGAGGCAGUAAAGCUUGUCUGCGCGCCUUGGCUGUGAGGUUCAAGACAGUCCACGCUCCUCCAGGAGAUACUCUGAUCCACUACGGAGACAUCUUGGAUUCUCUCUUCUUCAUCUCUCGUGGUUCCAUUCACAUCAUCAGGGAUGAUAUGGUGAUGGCCAUAUUAGAAAAAAAUGACAUCUUUGGAGAGCCUAUCCACCUAUAUGAUGAGCCGGGGAAGUCUAAUUCGGACGUGCUUACCAUCACCUACUGUGACUUACACUGCAUCCUGAGGGAUGACCUGCUGGAGGUCCUGGAUAUCUACCCCAGCUUUGCAGACAACUUCUGGGGGAACCUGGAGAUAACUUUUGACCUUCGAGAUGCUGAUCAAGUGCCACCAAUAAUAACUGAUGAUUCUGGUGAAGACUGCGGAUAUGGGCACAAGCCAAGACACAGGAAUCAUUCCCUGGACUGCCGAAUUAGGCCAGAUGGAAUGGAUCAUGAAGACUCAUACCCCCUUCAGUCCUUCCGUCAUCCUCCCUCACCUCCCCAGGCCCACUGGGAUGACCUCUGUAGCUGUGGAUCCUCACGCUCUGGGUCCAGCGAGGACCUGGCUAAGCCUCUUGCUCAUGGUGCCAAAGUAGAGCUUUAUCCUCCAGAGGAUGGCAGACGGGACUUCACCCCCUCUGUGGUGCAGCUGCGACCCACCAGUGGCACCUCAGUAGGGAGGGAGGCAGGGCUGGACAGAGGCCAACAAGCUUCAUCUCCGAAUGUACCGGGAAUGUACCGAUACUGGCCAGACCAACAGACACAACAGGUUUCCAGUCAUGCAUGGCGAUCUUCUUCUGUCCGCAGCUCCUACCACCCGCCACCAUUCCCAGAAGAACGGCCCAGUGAGCUAGAGUCCCGACUUGAGGUUUUACAUUCACAGCUCAACAGACUAGAGACUCGUAUGACAGCUGACAUCAACGUUAUUCUCCAGCUUCUUCAGAGGCAGAUUGCUCCUGUACCUCCAGCGUACAGCACAGUGUCCUCUAGUACCCUCCCCACUGACUCACCUAGCCUGUAUGGGACUGGAACCCCAGUGUUGCACAGCAUGUAUCCCAUUUCCCCCAUCCAGAUGGACAGCCACUCACCUACACAGAACUCAAUCCAGACCAACCUUAAAUUCACUACGAAGUCCCAGGAGUCUCUGUCUAGUGGAAUCCAUGUGACUGUGGCAUCAGACGACACCAUGUUCAUGACCAUCACCCCUGAAACUGAGACCCAUAGAGGCCUGACUCAGCAGCUGACCCAGGCAUCAGUCAAACCCUCGCUCAUGAAGAACCCCAGGUUGUGCAGGAGUCUCCACUGUCCCUCACUGCCAGGGAACCUGGACAUCAACUCAGGACUGGCUGAGAUCCAGAAACACCUCUCAGACCCUGUGCUGCCUGUCAUCUGAAGCCUUUCAGUAAUAGAGUUUUCGUGGCAACCAGUGUGACUUUGAAAGUAGUAACACUGAUAUCUCGUGAUUGCAGCAAUAGUCCAGCACAGUCUGUACAUCCAGACCAACUGUGUCGGCCAUUUCCAGUCUUUAUGCUAAGCUAAACGACUACCAGCUGGUGUGACACAUUUUUCACAGUUAAAGGAAUAAUAAUCAUAAUUUUGUCAGUGGACAAAUUAUGUAAAGGCAAGACAUUUGUAGAUUACUGAAAAAACAUCUGGCAUUUCUGUAGUACUACUACUGUAAUACCUGAUUAAUUACUGAUACAUUUACGUUCAACAGUGCUACACCAUGACUCUAAAUUGAAACACCUGCAACAGGUAAUCAUUUGUGAUCCAAUGUCAGUUUAACUACAUUCUCCGUAUUACAGAGAUCUCAUCUGAGAUCAGGCAGUGUUUUCUCAGUAUUUUACAGUUACUGCAGUACACUUUUUUGACCUAGCACUUCUAACUGUAAAUCUGAAAUCUGUACCAUAGAUUUGUAUCAGUUUGUUAAUGAGUCAAUUCACUGUGAAAUUAUUUAAACUGGCAUCUGAACAUAAAUCUUCUGUAAGCAACUGUUUAAUGUUGCUAUCAAUAAAAUUAC
This is a messenger RNA of Monopterus albus (swamp eel), 4522 nucleotides long. RefSeq names its product potassium voltage-gated channel, subfamily H (eag-related), member 6b (gene kcnh6b). Gene Ontology annotation, biological process: regulation of ventricular cardiac muscle cell membrane repolarization; membrane repolarization during cardiac muscle cell action potential; potassium ion transmembrane transport. Bases 1277 to 3895 code for a protein of 872 amino acids. Gene Ontology annotation, molecular function: inward rectifier potassium channel activity. The transcript is spliced from 12 exons. NCBI's taxonomy places the organism in Eukaryota, Metazoa, Chordata, Actinopteri, Synbranchiformes, Synbranchidae. Gene Ontology annotation, cellular component: plasma membrane. The record is from RefSeq and is a predicted model, not a curated record.